Messenger RNA from Trypanosoma conorhini, 2067 nucleotides. RefSeq names its product putative tyrosyl-tRNA synthetase. The record is from RefSeq and is a predicted model, not a curated record. Gene Ontology annotation, biological process: tRNA aminoacylation for protein translation. NCBI's taxonomy places the organism in Eukaryota, Euglenozoa, Kinetoplastea, Trypanosomatida, Trypanosomatidae. Gene Ontology annotation, molecular function: ATP binding; aminoacyl-tRNA ligase activity. The transcript has a single exon. The coding region runs from base 1 to 2067 and encodes 688 amino acids.
AUGACGGCGCAGAACCCGCCCGAGAUGACGGUGGAGGAGCGCUACGCGCUGGUGCGCUCCGUCGGCGAGGAGUGCAUUCAGGAGAACGAGCUUUUAAACCUCAUCGCCAAGAAGCCGAACAUCCGCUGCUACGACGGGUUUGAGCCCUCCGGGCGCAUGCACAUUGCCCAAGGAGUGUUCAAAGCCGUGAACGUCAACAAGUGCACCCAAGGCGGAUGCGAGUUUGUGUUUUGGGUGGCCGACUGGUUUGCGCUGAUGAACGACAAAAUGGGUGGGGAGCUGGAAAAGAUCCGCAUCGUUGGCGAGUAUCUGAUCGAGGUCUGGAAGGCGGCCGGGAUGAGCAUGGAGAAGGUGGUUUUCCUCUGGAGCAGCAACGAGAUCACGCGGAACGCAAACGUGUACUGGAAGACGGUGCUUGACAUCGCCCGCAAAAACACCAUAGCCCGCAUCAAGAAGUGCUGUACGAUCAUGGGAAAGCAGGAGGGCACAUUGACGGCGGCGCAGAUUCUCUAUCCCCUGAUGCAGUGCGCCGACAUCUUUUUCCUCAAGGCAGACAUCUGCCAGCUUGGGCUGGACCAGCGCAAGGUGAACAUGCUGGCGCGAGAGUACUGUGACCUCACGGGACGCAAACUGAAGCCGGUGAUUCUGUCGCACCACAUGCUCUGCGGCCUCAAAGAGGGCCAGCCGAAGAUGAGCAAAAGCGAUCCGGACAGCGCCAUCUUCAUGGAGGACACGCGGGAGGACGUGGAGCGUAAGAUUCGCCACGCCUACUGCCCACGCGCAAGGCAGACAAGGGCGGAGGUUUCCGAGGAUGGGGCUCCGGUGUCGGAUGAGGACAAAAACCCGGUGCUGGACUACUACCAGCAUGUCAUUUACUCCCGCCCGGGCGCGACGACGACUGUGAACGGCACGGUUUACAAGACGUACGAGGAGCUUGAGGCGGCCUUCGUUGACGGCGCAGUCGCGGAGGACUCGCUGAAGGACACACUCGCCUUGGAACUGAAUGCCUUACUGGAACCCGUGCGUCAGCACUUUGCGCGUGACCCGCAUGCGGCGGAGCUCCUGGAAACGGUCAAGUCCUUCCGCAAAGGCGGCACAGCCGUGCCAUUGGCAGAGGUCGCUCCACUGGAACAGUCGGCAACGCCGUUGGCGGUUGUGUGGCUGCCAGCAUUGACAAAACUGCCUGUGGAUGCCGCGGUCGCCAUGUCAGACGCGAUCGACACGUUUCUCGGGCAGCACCCCAACGGCGAGGUCGUGCUUCUGCUGCCGGAGUGGACUGCGUUUUCGUGCGGGGAGGUGGCGGGGGAGGAGAAAAACAUCAACGCCGCGCUCGAGCUGAACCUGGCGCUCCUGCAGUCGACGUACUUGAGGAAGGACGGCGUCCGCGUCGUGCGUCAGAGCCAGCUCAUCCUGGACAAUCCGAACGACUACUGGGUGGCGGCGAUUAACGCGGGUCGCCGCAACUUGCUGCAGUCCCUGAUGGACGCCUGCGGGGACUUCAGGAGCGCCGGCCACCUGGUCGCGGCCCUCAUGUACGUGGCGGAUGUGGCCAUGCUGCGUGCCACUCACGUGAUCUCCGCCUCUCACGAGCGCGGCUACCACGAGGUUGUGACGAAGUUUUUUGAGGGGCGUGUCACGGCGAUCCCCACAAGGGAAGGAAACGUCCCGCCGCUGCACCGCCCGGAGGCGUCGGUUGCAGGCGCCGACGACGUCCUCUUCCUCGACGACACCGACAUGGACGUGCGGCGCAAGAUCAAAAAGGCGUACUGCGCGCCAAACGAGGCGGCGAACCCGGUGCUUUCCGUCGCAGCGUGGCUGUUGCGUGGGCGCGGCGCGCUGGCAGUGGAGCGGGCGGCGGGGAAUGGGGGCAACGUGACGUACACGGACGAGGCGCGGCUGCGCGACGACGCACAGUCCGGCGCGCUGCACCCGGCGGACCUCAAGGCGGCCGUCACGAAGCCGCUGCUGGAGGGCUGCGCGCGGUCCAAGGCGGUGCUCGCAAGUGCGGAGGGCAAGAAACUUUCACAAACGCUGCGGCAGGCCGAGAAGAAACUCGCGAAGAAGUAA